Molecule: messenger RNA, 498 nt
Organism: Bipolaris maydis ATCC 48331
Lineage: Eukaryota; Fungi; Ascomycota; Dothideomycetes; Pleosporales; Pleosporaceae
Source: RefSeq, a predicted model, not a curated record
AUGGCCGACAAGAACGACAUGCUGAAGGAGCUGGCUGAACUUGAAGCGACGGUCAAACGGAUGAGGGAGACGUACGAGCGUAUCGCCAGUGAACAGGAGACUCUGUCACACAAGGGCACAGUUCCAGUUUCAUACACCAAGUUCGUUGAUAAGUUCAAAAAACUCACCAAGAAAAACUCGGAGUUCGCCCAGGCAAGCUCGGAGUUCGCCAAGGCAGGCUCGGAGUACGUCAAGGACAUGAUCAACGCCACUCCAGCCAAGAAUGUUUCCAACGCUUCGAUCACGACUAUUCCGAACCCUCCAUUCACAUUUUUUCCCAAGCCGCCAUCCUCCAAACCAUCAUUUAGUUUCAUGGAAUACGAUGAGGACCUAGCGAAGAAGAAGGCAGAGAAGAAGAAGGCAGAGAAGAAGGAGGCAGAGAAGAGGAAGGCAGAGAAGGAACGCAAAUUUGACGAGGGGAUGGCCAUAUUUGCAGCAAAGAGACGGCGUACUGAGUAA